AAUUGUUUCACUCAAAUCAUCAUUAAUUAUAUUGAUCUAUAGAGAAAAAAUUCGACGUAAAAAUAAAACAGUGAAAACAGUAUUUGUCUUUCACCAAGUUGACAAAAUUUUUUUUUCAACGAUUCAUUACGAAUUUUUUUGUUUUAUUGUUGUACAAUAAUAAUUUAUGCAAUUUAGGAUUCAUUGAUCGAUUGAUUGAUUCGAUCGAUCGUUUGUUUGUUUGAAUUGAUCAUGACUGAACAUUUGUAAUGUGUGUAUCGAUUAUCGAACUCUGAAAUCACACGAUUGGCAAAAGAAAAUAAAACAAAACAAGUGAAUCUCAUUAUUCAACGUUAAAUCAAUUUCUCUUUAUUCAAUAAGAAAAAAAAUGGAAAAUCAAAAUGAUGAUGAUGGUUUUGCCAUUAUUGAAAAUGCAAAAGAUGCAUUAAAAGAACAUCAUCAUGAACAACGACAAUCAUCUGAAUCGAUAAAAUCGAAUAAUCUACAACAACCACAACAACAACAACAACAACAUAGAACUAUCGAUGAAAGAAUUGUAAACAAUUAUUAUCUUGAAGAAUACAUGUCACUGGAAAAUGUUAAAGCAUUGAAACAAAAUGCCCUAAAAUGUGGUUUACGAAGUUAUCGAUUUCGUUCAAUUGCUUGGAGUAUAUUUCUUGAAAGUUUACCAGAAAAAUCCGAAGAACGUAUCCAACAUAUUCGUUCAAUGCGUUCAAAAUAUCAAGAAUUACAAAAUAAAUAUCGUCAUGAUCCACGAAAAUUUCAAACAGAUGAAAAAACCGAUGAUAAUCCAUUGUCGCAAGAUGAAACGAGCCAUUGGAAUCAAUAUUUCUCCGACGAUGAACUGCAAUCACGAAUAAAGAAGGAUGUUGUCCGUGCGUUUCCGGAUAUAAAUUUUUUUCAAGGAGAAAAAAUUCAACGUAUCAUGGUCGAUAUAUUGUUCAAUUAUGCCAGAGAAAAUUCACAUAUCGAAUAUAAACAAGGAAUGCAUGAAAUAUUGGCACCAAUUAUUUUUGUCAUCCAUUCAGAUCAUCAAUCAUUUUUGUUUGCUCAAGAAAAUGGUCUCGAUGAAGAAGAAAUCAAAGAAUUAAUGGAUUCUAAAUAUUUGGAACAUGAUUCUUAUUUUUUAUUUGCUUAUAUAAUGGAACGUAUCGAAUCCUGGUAUGAUAAUAAUUCGAUAAAAACAAUUCGUAAAAAUGAAUACGUCAAUAUGGAACCAUUCUCGAAUGAUGUUGAUUUUAAUUGUUAUUCAAAAAUUGGUAUCAAAUUGAAAAUGAUUACCGAACAAAUUUUACGGCGACAUGAUGAAAAAUUAUUUACACAUCUGAAAGAAUUGAAAAUUGCUCCACAAAUCUAUGGUAUACGUUGGAUGCGUCUGUUGUUUAUACGUGAAUUUCAAAUGCAAGAUCUUCUAGUGCUUUGGGAUGCAAUAUUUGCUCAUGAUUUUUCACUUUGUGAUUAUAUUUUCACUGCAAUGUUAACCGUUAUACGUAGCCUAUUGUUACCAUGUGAUUAUGCUGAAUGUCUUAAUCAUUUGAUGCGUUAUCCAUCCGUUUGUGAUGUACAUUAUGUCAUUCAUUUAGCAUUACAUUAUCGUGAUCCAAUAAAUUAUCCUGAACCGAUUGAACAUUCAACACUGGUACUGCCGAAUCCAAAUGCAAUCAAAGUACAAAUGGCAAAUCGAUUACCACCAUCAUCAUCAAUGAAUGGUAAUGGAAAAUCUAUACAAUCUUAUCAGACAAUGACAAAUAGUUCUUCUAAUUAUGAACAAUCCAAACAUUCCAAAUCGAAUGAAUUACGUAAUGUUUCAUUCGAAUGGAUCGAAGAUAAAUUGGUCAAAUUACAAGGCUAUGAUGGAAAUAAUCAUCGACCAUCAGUUGAUUGUUGUCAAGAAUUAUCACAAGAAAUUCAAAAACUUAAAUAUAAAACUGAUUUCUGUGCUCGAUACAUGACCAAACAUUUGGAGAUAAUACAAAAAUUUGUCAAUCAAUGUUCAACAACACAUAAUAAUCAACAAUCAAAUUCAAAUAGUAAUCAACAGCUGAAUUCGGAUCAGAAUCCAACGGAACAUGAUUUUGAAUCUAGUAUGGAUAAUGUUUUGAUUUCAAUAGCUGAAUUGAAGAAAAUUCGUGACAUUUUACGUGGAACGAUAGCUCUAUGAAUGAAUUUAUUUUUAUUUUUUUUUUUUGAACAUUAAAAAAUCUGCAUGAAUGGCAUCCAUUUUUGUUUCUAUUUCGUUAUCUAUGAUUUUUACUAUUACUAUUAUUUCUGUUAUCUUCACCCAUUUUUGCAAACAAAAACAGACAUUGAUUAUUUUUUUUUCUCCUUACAAAAAUACAAAUG
This is a messenger RNA of Dermatophagoides farinae (American house dust mite), 2343 nucleotides long. Its product is annotated as TBC1 domain family member 5. The record is from RefSeq and is a predicted model, not a curated record. Lineage: Eukaryota; Metazoa; Arthropoda; Arachnida; Sarcoptiformes; Pyroglyphidae. Gene Ontology annotation, biological process: activation of GTPase activity. Gene Ontology annotation, molecular function: GTPase activator activity.